Molecule: messenger RNA, 669 nt
Organism: Knipowitschia caucasica
Lineage: Eukaryota; Metazoa; Chordata; Actinopteri; Gobiiformes; Gobiidae
Source: the annotation of a GenBank genome assembly
AUGAUCAAGGCUUCCCCGCCACAGUCUCUGCCUCAGCCUCUGUCCCUGCCUCUGCCCCAGCCUCUGCCCCAGCCUCUGCCUCAGCCUCUGUCCCUGCCUCUGCCCCAGCCUCUGCGUCAGCCUCUGCCUCAGCCUUUGCCCCACCCUCUUCCCCUGCCUCUGCCCAGCCUCUGCGUCAGCCUCUGCGUCAGCCUCUGCCUCAGCCUCUGCGUCAGCCUCUGCGUCAGCCUCUGCCUCUGUCCCUGCCUCUGUCCCUGCCUCUGCCCCAGCCUCUGCCCCAGCCUCUGCCCCAGCCUCUGCGUCAGCCUCUGCGUCAGCCUCUGCCUCAGCCUCUGCGUCAUCCUCUGCCUCAGCCUCUGCCCCACCCUCUUCCCCUGCCUCUGCCCAGCCUCUGCCUCAGCCUUUGCCUCUGUCCCUGCCUCUGUCCCUGCCUCUGCCUCUGCCCCAGCCUCUUCCCCUGCCUCUGCCCCACUCUCUGUCCCAGCCUCUGUCCCAGCCUCUGCCUCAGCCUCUGCCUCUGCCCCAGCCUUCCUCUGCCCCUGCACUGCCCCUGCUUCUCUCUCUGAACCAUCUCUCUCUGGAUCCUUUGUCCAGAGUGUGUUUUAUGUGCGAUUGGACGAGCUCACCUCGGUGUGUGUUCUCCGGCUCAGAGCCGCCACUCGUCGCUGA